AUGAUGAUUCCCUGCUAUAUCUUGCUGCUGCUUCUAAAGCUAGCAGGCACCUGGGCUGCUCAAGAGGGAGAAUGCAAUGAGGCCUGGAUUCCUGUGACUAAAGGACCAGAGCAGCUGGAGUCUAGAAAAGGAAACCUGUUGGCUGUACAAGAGAGAAAAGAUGCAAGGAGAGAUGGGCAUGCCCUGGGAAAACAAAUUCCCAACCUGAAGUGGAAGGAAGAAACCCAAACACUUGAGCCAAGGCCGCCUGAGGAUCUUGUAGGGGAGGACCACCAAAUUAAAGAAGGUCCCUCCUGGCAGCAGGGCCCUUGCCCCAGCAAUGGAGGCCCUCAGCAGUGGUGCGGCAGCUGGAUGGUGAAAUCCAGCUUGAUCUGUGUUUUGGGGCUGCUGGCCCUGGUGGGCAAUGGGACCAUUAUCACAGUCAUUGCCUCCUCUGUGUCCGGCUGGAGUCACAGCACUCGCCUGGUGCUGUUGUCCUUGGCUGCGGCCGAUACCGCCCUGGCAGUGCUGGUUGUGCCCCUCAACCUCUACCGUAGCUUGGUGGUGGGGCCGAUGGCAGAAGAAGGGGAGGCGUCGUCCUGCCGGGCGGUGGCCUUCAUCAACUGCUGCAUUUUUGGGGCUUCCCUCUACUCCUUGGCAGGUGUCUCCCUGGAGCGCUACGUGGCCAUUUUCUACCCUCUGCACUAUAGGCGCCUGCUGAGCCACAGGAGGGUGGUCCUCCUCAUCACCGCUGCCUGGCUCCUGCCGGCCCUUCUGCUGGUGCCGCUGGCCGUGCCGGGCCCAAGAGCCUUGCUCCAAGUUCGCUUCUCGGCCUCAGCCCUGCUGUGUGAGCCAGACUACGGCUCAAACACCACCUACUCCCUCUUCAUAGCAGGCACCAUUUUCUGCCCUGCUGCUGGGACCAUCACCUUUGCCAACCUGUGUCUGUGGCGGGCAGCCCGCUCCCAGUGCCAGCGUGGGAAAGGUGGCAGGGCCCUUCCAGCGAAAGAGGCAGGGCUGAAGAUGCGCUGUGUGCUGCCGUUGGAUGCUGCAGCCCGCAUCCUCCUGCCUGUCGUCAUCGCCUUCUAUGUCUGCUGGGUGCCCUGCAUCGUCACCAUGCUGUACAAUGGUGAGUGUACAGAGAGGGGGUGGUUGCUGUUCUGGGGAUCCAAAGCAAACCGAAAGCAAGAGGGGCAGGGGUGGGGGCUGGCUAGCAAUUCAUAUGCGCCUAGAUACACUUUGAUAUAAUUACUACCAGCAGGCUCUUGCCAGACGCUGAAACAAAAACAAAACAGAAAAGAUGCUGCAGUUUUGAAAUCGGGGGUCCAAAUCAGUGCAGUAUUGAAAGGUUCGGUCUGCUAUCUUGAAACAAAAUGGUAUCUAAUUAUAUCCAAACAUAGAUGAAAACUUGCUUCUUGAGCUCUGGAACCAGCAUGCAAAAUUUGGAUAUGAUAUCCUAAGAGGUGCUCAGAUGCAAAGCAAUCAGACAAACAAGUUUCCAAAAUAUAUGGUACAAAAUAAUGGAAAUGCAAUACAUCUCACAACAUAUGGGGAGAUUACGACCAGGAUCUCAGUAAGCAACACCUGGAGAACAAACUGUUGAUGGCCAGUUUCAAAGGCUGAUGUGCUCUCCCCUUCUCAUGGGUUUUUUAAUCUUUAAAUUUGACAUGGACCGGUCCCAAAAGAGGACUGUCCUCUGACAGCAGUUCAAACAAAGAAACUUCCUCUGCAAAGUAGGGCCAUGGGCACUCUUAUUGCUGCCUGAAGCUCUCCCCACCUCCAAGUACUAGAUGCUGUAUUGGUUAACUCUGCAGCAAUUUGUACUUCAUUGAUUGAAAAGCCAAAGUGAUUCAACAGAGAGAACGCAAGCAUAAUUGUUCUAAAUAGGUUAUCUACAGUUUGAAAAACACUUCAGCAGCUGCAACGUCUGAUUUGCUGUUCCCCAUCCUGCAAAGAAACAUAAAGAACUAAAAGUCUGUAUGGAUGCAACAACAGAAAACAUGUCCCCAAACUAUGGGAGAUUGUCUGUGUUGCAAUUAAGACACAGUCAUUACAUACACGUAUACACCCCAAUUCCCUAAAUACUACAGUGCAUUAUUCACAAAGAUUUUCCAAACAAUGUGGUCUAGAAGCUUGCUUAAAAACAAACAAAAAACGACUUUGACCUCAUGUACCAAACAUAAACAACCUGCAAUGUUCACUUCUUUAAAACUUGUUUGGCAUUAGGUAAUUUGAUCCUAGAAGGAUGGAUGUGGUUGGGCGAGUCUUUGCAUGGAGGUCUAGAGACUGAGGUAAUUAAGCACUACAGUUUCAAUCAAAUUUCUGACAUCGCUGGGUAGAUUUUCCUCUUUCCAAGCAGUAAGGUGUGUGUGUCUGUGGAUGGCAUUUCAAGAGUAGGGGUGGGAGGGAUAGAGAAACUAGUAGGAGCCAGUGCUAAGACUGUUACGCUAAGAUCAAUUACCUGGAAGUAGAGAUGGGGGAGAAAUUUGAUUUGCUUCAAAUUUAAAGGCAAACCUACCAAAUCCACACUUUCUGAAACAAUUUGCGAACUGAAACACUGCCUCCCUUUUGAAAUUCACUAACUUUUGCAAUCCGUUUCUCCAUCUGAGUAACGUGUAGAAAAGUGCAUAUUCUAGGGUACAUGGUGGAAAUAGCAUGCAAAAAUAACACACAUAAGUGCUUUGCAGAAAUGUGUGUAUGGUAUUUGACAAAACUGCAAAACAAAAAUUGCGUAUAUUAGGAGAAAAUCACAUUAAAAUGCUGGCGGGUUCUCAUGAAGAUUUUAAGAAAAUAAUAUGAAUCCGCAAACUGGUGUGAAGUUCAGUGCAGAAGGGAAUUUAAGAUGGGUUAAUUUCAGUUUCUCAUUUUUCCAAUUCACCCAGCCCUACUUGGGAGUAAGCUCUGUUAAAUUCAGAGGGACCUAGUUCAAAAUGAUCAUGUAUCCAAACUGAGUUGGUGUCAUAGAAGAUGGGCUUGCAGGCAACAUGGCGGGGGCAGAGAAGGCUUAUCCAUGAUUGGAGUGAAUAGGGUACUCCCCUUCCAAUCUCAGUCUGCCCUCUGCCAGCCCCCACCAGCCUGCCUUCUUACUUACCCAUAACCAGUCCAGAGGGUGGUCCUGCCUGUCAGUUCUCCUCCUCCUCCUCCUCCUCCUCCUCCUCUGUCUCAGCAUUGCCCUUUACUGAACUGAGCAGAGGGACAAAACUGGAAUGAGUUUGCUCUGCCUGCCUUUGACUUUGGCUCCAUGUGCUCUUGGACUCCCUGUCUUAUGCCUUACCUGUCCCAAGGUGCACCAUCUAUCAAUGCUCCUUACCUGCUAUAUAUUGCUGCAGACAUCGGAGGAGGCACUUCUUAGAUAGGAAGCUGCCUUAUACAGAGUCAGACCAUUGGAUAAUCUAGUAUUGCUUGUGGUAGUGACUGUCUGAGAUUUCACACCGUGAGUCUUUCUGUGCCCUACCCGGAGAUGCCAGGGAUUGAACCUGAGACCUUCUGCAUGCAAGGCAGGUGCUCUACUACUGAGCUACGAGGUAGAAGAUCAGCUCAGUGGUGACACGUAGCAGAGCUUUAACUGAGCAGCCCACAUGGCUGGGAACUUCCUUCCAGUGGAUAUAAUACAGGAGCCUUUAAGGAUCAUACAAAAUCUUUGGGGAUUUUGGUUGCUAUGAAAUACAUUUUUAUUUCACCUGGCCUCCCCAGAAGGAUAAUCCAAGCCUGGUCACUGUUAAUUUUGGAGCACUUUAAUGUUAUUUUAAUAGGUUUUUUGCUUGGUUUUCUUAAUAUAUUGCAUUGUAUUUAUUUCUAUCCUGUACAUCUCUCAUUAGAGGUUCUUUUGAACAUAAAGCCAUUAAGAAAUAAUGCUGUGAACUGCCUUGCGAUCUAGAGAUGAAAGGCAGUAUACAAAUUUUAUAAAGAAAUAAAUGAAACAAAAAGAAAUAUUCUAAGAUAAAGAAUGAAAUCAGAUAAAUGCAUUGCAUCCUCCUGACUAAAACAUGUCUUCCCUGUGCUGUCUCAUUCCAGCUAUCACCCACAAAAGAGUCCAUGGAUGGGUUGAGAUGGUGGCCUUGUGGCUCCCCAUAGGCAGCGGCUUCCUCAACUGCUUUGUCUACUUCUGGACCAACAGGAGCUUCCGGCACAAGUUCCAGAAGAUCGGGCAUAAGCUGUGCUGGCCCUGCUAUAAGGCCACAGAGGACCAACGGUGGCAGCGGCAGCAGCAACAGCAGCAGGAGCUCCCUACCGUCAGUGCGGCCGUGAGCAGCAUAACCUCCCCCUAA
Podarcis lilfordi (Lilford's wall lizard) is the source of this 4247-nucleotide messenger RNA. The record is from the annotation of a GenBank genome assembly. Lineage: Eukaryota; Metazoa; Chordata; Lepidosauria; Squamata; Lacertidae.